UCGAUGUUCAUGUUUCAUCAUACGAAACAUUCUCAUUUGGAACGCACCUCAGUAUUCUAAGGACCAUCAGCAACAUUUCACGUCUGCGCAAAGCACAAGUUUCGUCAAGAAAAAAUCAAAACAAUCAAGAUGGCUGAUCCCAAUAACGAAGCUGCUUCGUCGAGUGGAGUUUCGGAACCAGCAUCUUCAACUCCUACGAUUCGUGACGACCUCGAAAAGAUUGAGGAUUUCUUGGAACCUGAUAAGAAGCGCCGCAAACUUCUGCGGGGUGAUGGCAAAAGUGAACAAAAGCUGGAACACCGAUUGGGCGGCAUCCUUUGCUGCGCUGUUUGUCUUGACCUACCGAGGGCAGCUGUUUACCAGGUUUUAAAACAUCAAAAUCAUGGCAUGCUGAAAUGGUGUUUGCAGUGCACUAAUGGACACUUGAUGUGCGCUGGUUGCUUCACUCAUGUCUUGGCAGAUGCCAGAUUAAGGGACGAACUAGCAACGUGUCCGAACUGCAGAAUUGAAAUCAGCAAAACGUCAGCAUCUCGAAAUUUGGCUGUUGAAAAAGCGGUAUCUGAAUUGCCAGCUGAAUGUCAAUACUGCGCUAAAGAGUUUCCUCGAAAUUCUUUGGAACGACAUGAGGAAACUAUGUGUGAAGAAAGGAUAUCAAGCUGCAAAUAUAGCAGAAUUGGUUGUCCAUGGAGAGGUCCCAAUCACGAAGGUCCAGAACAUGAAGCUCACUGUGUUCAUCCUCAUCGUACUGGUGCCGAUGUAAUGGAUGCAUUACGGGAUAUCGAUGCUAGAACGUUGGAGGAACGGCGACUCUAUGACAACGUUUUCGAUCUUUUAUCCUAUGAGAAAAUUACUUUCAAUGAUUUACAAAUGAAGCCAUACCGUACGGACGAGUUUGUUCACAAGCUUUUUUACGAAACAUCCCGCUUUACAGCUUUCAAUAAUCAAUGGGUGGUUAAAGCCAGAAUUAAUAACAGUCAACGUGAUCCCACUCAAAGUUCAGAACGUGAUAUGACUUAUCAGCUGAUUUUGAAAACGAAAACUACGUACCCCUUGCCUCUUCAUUAUUUGAUUUUAAAAGGACCGUUUGGUGAUAUGAAAGUUCAGCCAAGGAUUCACAAAUUUGACUUUACUGAACAGGACAACGAAAGCCCUUAUUUACCUCUCCCAUUGCCAGAUACAGCAGAGUGUAACAGACUUCUUGCCGCAAAGGCCAUCAGUUUUCGGUAUGGCACUUGGCAAAAUUUUAACAUCAAUAGGGACGACUCUGAAUUUAAUCCUGGCAACUAUUGACGCCACACCUACGGUAUACCAGACGCGGCCGAUGCCGGACCACUCUGGCAUCUUUUACGAACGCCUUCCUGACAUACGCGUGAACACCACCGACUGGAAAACCAUCACCUACCUCGACCUCGAGUGGCAUCUAUCACUGCAGCCCUGGGGAAUCCCUCAGUAAGAAUCCCCUCAGCGCCAGUCAGUGCUGCAGCUUCCUAACCAGAACCAGGCUCGAUCGUCGUAAGAAGAGGAUUCAAAGUUUGAAAACACAAAUCCGACUCCUCGUGUUGCCCGGGAAGGAAGACAACGGCCCCAAACAAUAGGCCACUCGCGGACUGCCCCUGGGAUUCAUCGGCUCCAUCUCGUAUGCACUAUUCGGGACUCUCACGGAAGACGAUACGGAGCAAUACGGCCACGAAAUCACCGAACUUGUGUCGAAGGGCCAAUAAUAAUUGGCGCACCUCGUAAAGUACUCCACCCAUAUCAUUCGAGAUAAAUGUGAUAGGCUCACGCGUACACGCUCUUGAUAGGGAUAUUCAUCAAAUCGCCAACGCUACUAUCGAUAUCCAAAACACCUUACGUUAGGAGCUCCAAGACAUCCAUCGUCUCAACUAUACUAUGCAUCUUAUCAGCCUAUCGAAACAACAUGAUCGACGCUGCUGAUACUUACAUCGAUACCUUGCAACGCUUCGUGGAUGUCAUUCACUAUGCGCAACUCGGAAUUCUGCAUCCCUAUUUACUCUCCGUCGAGCAGCUUACCACCGCAGCCCGCCAUGUAAGGAAUCUACGACGUCUCUUGAGUUUCCUAUUACGAUGAUUAACCUGCGAGCGACAGUUCUCUUAACUAUCAGUCGCAUCACUACGACGUGUCAGGAGGGUCGUCUCCUGAUGAGUAUCACCGUGCCGUUACUGGAAGCAAAACCUUUCCAACCAAAUAGGCUCUACCCAAGCAUUCGGCCCCAGAAUUUUAACAAAACAAUCAAGGGCACGGCCUACAUCCAGCUACGCUUCGGUAUUGGUCCGCUGUUCGGGCUUGGCAGGGCUCUGAUGCGUCGGCUGGGCAUAGUCCUGGCGGCCUCGCUACUGGAUGGCACGGGGCUGUCUUUGCCGGCGCGCUGGUUUGUCGUCUGCGUCCCGGACAACAUGGCGACCUCCAUGGCCUGUCAAGAUCCUCCCGGGCACAUCCGUGGAGUUGGAGGAAGAGGGCUUCAUCGCUCUUACACGGGCCUCUUUACAAUCCGUUUGACGGGACUGCAUCGGGGCUGCACUCAUGCGUGGUCACUGUGGCUAGUUGCCGGGGUUCAUUCUCCACGCGGUCUCGGUCAGCUGGUCUUGAUAGGACUUAAUAGGAUAGGGGUCCUGCCCAUGCCUUCCCUGAAUUCCGCUGCCUAGGCAACGUAGCCACUCCCUCGAUCCUUCCUUGGUGCUUGGUCGUCGUAGAUGGUCCGCGAUGUCUUUGAGCCAGUGUCCUAGGGGAAUGACGGCGUGGAGGGAUUUUACGCUACUAACAAUAGUCUUAAAACACUAAAGAUAUGAUAUAAACAAUAGUAUACGCAAUGAAUAACAAUAUACGCAAUACGCAAUGCUCAAGGCGAGUGAUACCCUCGAGCCAGGUGGCGAAGAGGAGUCUGUAGUAACAUUUCUGUUACAAGAUAUAGACAAUUAAAAAAAAUGUAAUCUUGAAUGCAUACAGGGUGUUCCAGAACUACUUUUGGACCGGAAAGUGGACGAUGCCUGGAGGUGCCCUGAGUACCCCCCGGAAAACCGUUUGCCAAAGUUCGCAAUAGUUUUUAAAUGAGAAGCAUUUAAGUGAGGCCAAUCAGAACGAAGGAUUUCCGCGGAUCGUAGCAGCGUGGUGGGAAGUACACUCGCGGAUGCCAAAUAUAGCUGAUUUGCAAUAGCUUCCCACAAAUUCCGCGCUGAUCAAUUGUUUCCUAGCCCAACAGAGCGUCGUAGAAUUCGUUGACAAAGUACCAAUAUGGGCAUGGCCGUGACUUAGACUGGCGCAACAGCUACACGUGCAACGCGCGAACGGCAAUUGUUUCGGGAUACGCAUUUAGCCAGACGAAAACCGGUACACGGUGUCCAAAACGUCAUGCAAUGAAUUUUAUAGUAGUCCUGAGGAAAACAGAUUAUUAAAGCGAGAGAGAGCCAGGAGGGUGGGUGGUGAGACUGAUGCAUUAAAUUUAAAAUGAAUUGAAAACUAAACAUAGAAGUAUUAUUUUUUCGUCUUGUGAAUAGCCAUAUCAAAUUUCUAAGACAUCGCGAUUGCUGAUUUCAAAGUUAUAGAGUAAUCAGCGAUUGUGGAGACAUUAAAAAAUACGUAAAAUAGGAAAAUGGAUUAGGAGAGAAACGCAAAGAGACAUCCCUUUUUUCAUUCCCAGAAUGUCCACACCAAAUUGCAGCUCUGUGCGAUUUCCGCUGGCAAAGUUACCCAAUACUUAUCGACUCUGAAUUUUCAAAAAAAUACGUCAAUUUGAAAAAAUGAACUAGUAGAGUAAUGCAAAAACACGUAUCACUUUUUUUCGUUCCUAGAAUGUCUACACCAAAUUGCAGCCCCUUGCGACUACCGGCGGCAAAGUUGCCCAAUACUUGUCGACUCUGAAUUUGCAAAAAAUACGUCAAAUUGAAAAAAUAUACUAGGAGAGUAAUGCAUGUAAUUCAUUUGCUGAAUUCAGUGAAGUAACAAUAUUAGUAUCACGUGGGUUUCCUGUGUCUUUUAUUAAUUAACACGUGCAUCACACACCGAGCACAGCGUACAGAUAUCCCCACACGCAGGUCUAUUGCGGGAUCUAUCUGCAGGUAGUGCAUUACAUGCACUGUCUAGUCUGCCCUGUCCUCGGCAGUCUGCGUGCGCAUGCACCCGUAGCAGAGUUCCUCCUCCACGCCCCGCACAUAUAAGCAACCGAAAAAACACCGCCCUUUAUUGAAGGGGGUGAAGAAAUCGUUGAAGGGCGGCGGUAUAAGAUCUAGCAGCGGCCCCUCAAACGGUCCCUCACCCCCUCGGGCAGUGUAUCUGGCCUCGUUGGUGCCAUAAUCUCUAACGUUUCAGUUUUUAAAAAAUAAAUAUGUUUAAAGCAAAUACAAAA
Messenger RNA from Cephus cinctus (wheat stem sawfly), 4361 nucleotides. RefSeq names its product cysteine and histidine-rich protein 1 homolog. Gene Ontology annotation, molecular function: zinc ion binding. Gene Ontology annotation, cellular component: nucleus. Lineage: Eukaryota; Metazoa; Arthropoda; Insecta; Hymenoptera; Cephidae. The record is from RefSeq and is a predicted model, not a curated record. The coding region runs from base 130 to 1290 and encodes 386 amino acids. The transcript has 7 exons.